GCAUAGCUUAUUAGUAACAUCACAAUCACCGUCAAAUCGACCUUUUGAAAUACAAAUUUCGAUAAAAUUCAAGGGAAAAAUAUUUAUCACUAAAAAAACCACUGCCACUUUUCACAGGUCACCCUUCUUCCACCACAUCAUCACAUUCACACGCGAGUUGAACACAACGCCAAGUUGAGCAGCGCAACCACACACACACACCGUCUCGCACGGCCGGCUGAGGCGCGUCGAGGGGCAAGGCAAACCCAUGCCGCCGCCGGAGGAGGAGAGGCCGCCGCUGCCGCGGCCGAAGCCGAAGCCAAAGCCGCCCAAGCCCGAGCCCAAGACGGGGCCGGAGCCGAAUCCGAAGCCGAAGCCGCCGAGGCCGUUGCCGCAGCGGGAAGGGACCCCCGGCGGCGUUCCGGUCCUGCCGGUGCCGGACCCCUUCGCCUGCGCCAACAACUGCUCCGACUCAUGCGCCUUCUACCGCCUCUGCCCGCCGCCGCCGCCGCCGCCGUCCCCCGCCGCCACCGUGCACAUCAGUUCGGGCCGGCUGCCGACGCCGCUCAUCGCGCUGUCGGCGUCCCUGCUCGCCGUCUCCGCCGUGCUCCUCCUCGCGCUGCUCGUCCACCGCCUGGUGCGGCGGCGGCGGCGGAGGCUGGCGCGGAACGCGGCGCUGGCGGCCCAGCACGAUGCGGAGGGGGGCCAUGUGCUGGCCGGUGCCGUGGCGGAGGGGUUGGGCGGCGACGAGGAGGAGGAGGAGGCCGACGGCGGUGGCGUGCACCACGUGUGGUACAUACGGACCAAGGGGCUCGACGAGCGCGCCAUCGCGGCGAUCGCCGCGGUGGUGUACGAUGCCGGCAAGAAGCGCGGCGCCGGCGCGGUGGACGACGGCGGCGACGGCAGCUGCGCGGUGUGCCUCGCCGAGUUCCGGGACGGCGAGACGCUGCGCCUGCUGCCGCGGUGCGGCCACGCGUUCCACCGCGGGUGCAUCGACACCUGGCUCCGCGCCCACGUCAACUGCCCGCUCUGCCGCGCGCCCGUCCAGGUCGCCGCGGCCGCCGCCAGUUCCAACACCGUGCCUGGCGCGGCCACGGCGACGCCAGGGGGCGAGCGUCAGCCGGAGAGGAAUCUUCGCGCCGACGGCGGCGUCGGUCAGACCGAGGAAACAGAGCGCGGCGGCGUGCCGGAGCGCGCCGCCGUCCGGCGGGCCGCGUCCAUGGUGGCGCUACCGCGGCGGGCGUGGCCGGACGUCUCGUUCCGGGCGCCAGCGUCGAGCAGCGGGCGGGAGGGGGACAUGACGGGGCUCGGCAAGAUCAUGAGGCUUCUGAAGUUCUCGGACUCCAUGGAGAUGACCGGCAUCGGGGCAGGGCGGUCAGUUUCUUUCAGCGCCGGGAGCUGCCAGCACCCUCCGGCAAGGUCCGGGCCAUCGGCCGCCGGCGUCAGCUCCGACGAGAUGCCACGGUGAGCCGGUUGACGCCGGCGGCGGCGGCGAUGAAGUGACCGUAUAAAAGUGGCAACUUUGAAGCUUGGAGGGGUGAGGUUGGUGUUUGGUGUGGUACCACAAGGGAAGCUGCCGGAGGAAUCAGGAGUUCAGGAUCAUACUCUUUCAAUUCACAGGCGCGAAUAUCGCUCUUUUCCGACACCAUUGCCUCAAAUUUCUAAAGAUUCAGGUACAGGCACCAUAUAGCAAUAUAAAUUGUACAACAUGAAAGCAACUUUUGGUACAUGCCAUCCAUGGAAUUGGUUCUGUUCCAAAUUGCAAUCCAGCUGAAUUGGAUUCUGUUGCAACCAUACUCACCAAAAGUUCACCAAAGCAUUGUACCUGAAGAGCCUUGCUGGAUUUGCCUGCCCAGCUCAGGAUUGUGAAGAAAGCUCCAGCUGACAGGCCACCUUACCUACUGACGGGCCAUGUCUCUGUCAGGGCACUAACACCGCGUUAAAAAUGAUGCUCCAGUUUGCAACGCUAAUGGUGUGAGGUUAAAGUAGGCAGGGUAGACAGAGCCCAGUCACCUCAGAGGGCAGGGUGCAUCAAUUAUUUGGACCGGACGGUUGUUGCAGGUCGUUGUUGGUCAUCAAGUGAGAUGUGGAAGUUGCAGUGUGCAAACUGUUGGCUGUGGAUGAAGCUUCUGUGAGAUGGAGUGACCAAUUAGCUUCAAGUUUUGAAGUGCCUUUUCUUUUUUUAUAAAAGCAAAAAUUAGGUGUACCUCUCACAAUUCAUGUAGGUUUAGGAUAAGGUCAUGCGCAGUGCACAUGUUGACCCAUUUGGGAUGUCUCUUUUUCAAGCUAGCUGUUUUGUGUGACUGCAGCAUGUGCGUUCACCCAUAAGUUUUAUCUGUCUGUAGACUGCACGCCACUGCUGGGAUACGUGUAUAGUACCUAGCAGGGACAGUUAAGAAAGUUGACAACAUUGACUAUAAUA
Molecule: messenger RNA, 2401 nt
Organism: Setaria italica (foxtail millet)
Lineage: Eukaryota; Viridiplantae; Streptophyta; Magnoliopsida; Poales; Poaceae
Product: E3 ubiquitin-protein ligase Os04g0590900
Exons: 2
Coding region: 248-1447 (399 amino acids)
Biological process (GO): protein ubiquitination
Source: RefSeq, a predicted model, not a curated record